AUGCCGUGUGGAGCCGGUGGCCGCGCGGUGCUGGCGCUGAUGACUCUGUCCCUCGGCCUCGCAGCCGACGAGCUGCUGUGCGCCUGCGACGUGCCCUUCUGCAGCCAGCCCACCUGCACGGGCAAGGUGUGCUUCGUCAGCAAGAGGAGGGAGGAGGGGACCAUCACCCAGCACCGGGGCUGCUUCUCCCAGAACAUCCUGGAGCACUGCAACACGCCCGUGACGGAGCAGUACGGCAUGAGGUGCUGCGAGUCCCGCAUGUGCAACGCCGAGCUGGAGAUCUUCCUGCAAGGAGAAGAUGCCCUGGGAAAAGUGCCUUCCCUGCCCAACCUCCUCCUGAUGAUCUUCGUCCCGCUGCUCGCCCUCCUCGUCCUCGUGGCGCUCACGGGGCUCUUCUGCUGGAAGGUGGCCCAGCACCGCCAGAAGCAGAGCGACCUCAGCGACACUGACCUCAUGCUGAAGGCCUCCAUGGUGGGAGACAGCACCUUAGAGGACCUGCUGAACGACGACUGCACCACGGGCAGCGGGUCGGGGCUGCCCUUCCUCGUGCAGAGAACGGUGGCUCGGCAGAUCACCCUCGUGGAGUGCGUGGGUAAGGAGCAGGGGGGGCUGCCCUGGUGCCCCAGCCGGUGCCUGGGCGAUGCCACCACAACUUCAGGCCCAAGAGGGGGGUUGGACCCCACCAAAACCCCCUCUUCUCCCUGCCCAGGUUUCAUCGCCUCUGACAUGACGUCGAGGAACUCCAGCACCCAGCUGUGGCUCAUCACCCACUACCACGAGAACGGCUCCCUCUACGACUUCCUGCAGAGGACGGUCCUGGACGUGGAGACCUGCCUGGGCCUGGCCUCCUCCAUCAUCUGCGGCCUCGUCCACCUCCACGUGGAGAUCUUCGGCACCCAGGGCAAGCCUGCCAUCGCCCACCGGGACCUGAAGAGCAGGAACAUCCUGGUGAAGAGCAACCGGCAGUGCUGCAUCGCUGACCUGGGACUGGCUGUCAUGCACUCCCAGGGCAGCGACUACCUGGACAUCGGCAACAACCCCCGGGUGGGCACCAAGCGCUACAUGGCCCCCGAGGUGCUGAGCGAGCAGAUCCGCACCGACUGCUUCGAGUCCUACAAGAAGACGGACAUCUGGGCCUACGGGCUGGUGCUCUGGGAGAUCACCCGGCGCACGGCGGUGAACGGUGGGUGGAUCCCAGCCCCGGCGGCUCCGCUCGCUCCCGGCUCCCCGCGAGGAUGGCCUCAGGGUAUCAGGGAUGGGGGGGCUCCAGGGGACCCCGAGGUUUGGGGGCUACGCCUUGGGGUGCAGGGAGCUGGCGAGGGCUCGGGGCAUCCCACAGAGGUUAAACCCUGGCGGGACACGGACAUAUGGAGGCACUAA
Messenger RNA from Manacus vitellinus (golden-collared manakin), 1380 nucleotides. Its product is annotated as serine/threonine-protein kinase receptor R3. The transcript is spliced from 7 exons. The record is from RefSeq and is a predicted model, not a curated record. Gene Ontology annotation, molecular function: transforming growth factor beta receptor activity, type I; ATP binding; SMAD binding. Gene Ontology annotation, cellular component: plasma membrane; BMP receptor complex. Bases 1 to 1380 code for a protein of 459 amino acids. Gene Ontology annotation, biological process: cellular response to growth factor stimulus; heart development; angiogenesis. NCBI's taxonomy places the organism in Eukaryota, Metazoa, Chordata, Aves, Passeriformes, Pipridae.